AAGGGUUUGUCACGAAAGAUUGCAGGGUUUGGCUCUAGAAGUCUAGAUAAUUUAAUUCAGUGUGUGGAAAAUCUAUCAAUUUGAGCGAGCUGUUGAUAAAUCUCCAAUCAAAAACCAAUACUUUGUGAUUUGCUCCUUGGAAAAUACCAGCAAAAAAAAAGGACAUUCGACGCUUCAUGUAAACAACAACAAACGAGUUCAGAGGUUACGAAUUAGAGGCCCAACACCAUAUCUCCAGAAGAGUCAAAAUUGUAUUUUAAAAGGCUCAUCAAUCAUCAUCGCCUGAUUCACCAAAGGAUUUGGUUGGCAACAAAAACAACUAAUAUUGUUUCAUUUCCUGCUUAAAAUUCAACAUUCUCCCAGAGUCCCUCAUAAAACCACCCUGAAAAAACAGCCAAAAUGUCUCAGCGAAAGGUUGACACGGAUGCUGAGGAGGCGCACUGUAGCAGCAAAAGGCCAAAGCUUGCUCAUCAAAAGGAUCAGCCAUCGAGUGAUUUCACCUACUCGCGACGACCAGGCACGUCUGCCAUUGCUGGACACCACUAUGAGAGUAAGCUAUUAGCCCUAAUGCUCCAUCGGCUGAUUGAUUCUGGAACUCCCUUCUAUCUGGGAUCGAACCUUGACGAGAUGGGACAGUUUGAUGAUUUGGUCAUACGGAGAGACAUAAACGGCGGAAGAAGAAUACAAGUUGUUCUUGUUCAGGCCAAACACCGGGAUGAUCCGAAAAAUAACAAAAUUACAUUGAAACAAGUUAACGACACAACGAUUGAAAAGAAAAACCAAAAGAACUUCUUAAAUUUGGUAAAAAACUUCAAAAACUACUUAGAAGUAAGAGAACAGUUCAGCCCCUCAAACACUGCCGGAUUCUUCCAAGGGAGCUUCGAGGAGAUCGACUUUGAAAUUGCCGUUUUCACCAAUGCAAAGUGUGAUUUCACUCCUUCAAAACAAGCAGAACUAAAUCCGCUGCUCAAAACAAACGACGAAGGAAGGGCAUUUCAAAUUGAGCCAAGCGAAGCAAUGAUUGAAAUUUUAAGCAAAGACACAAUAACGAGUGAAAUUCUUCAAAAUGAAGGAAAAGACGUGAAUGAGCAAAAUUGUAAAUCGAUCGUUGAAGAUUUUUUCAAAUCAUAUAAAAUUUACUACAACCAAGGAAAUGAAAAAGAAGUGGGGCAAAUCACCGUGAAGGAAAUUGGCAACAAUAAUUCAGUUUUAUAUAUAAUGUAUCACGCUUUGGUUCAAACAUAUUGGGAAGAAAAGGGAGAAGUUUAUUUCCUCACAAAAGAGUGCGAUUUUCUGGAUAAUGCUUUGAAAAAAGUUAACGAACAAUCAAUGCUGAUGAAUCUUACUGAAAUUUGUUUCAAGUCUUCAAAGCGAUUUAAUUUAGAUUUCAGCGCAGAGUCAUUCCAAGAGCUUGGUUUCGAUACAAUUCCAGCUGACAAACGAAUAAUCAACGUUAGCAGCAAAGUUCCAAUACUGAGCUAUGCUAAAAUAUGCCAACAUUUGAUUCAAAAAUUUAAACUAUCACUCGCCAUUGUGGAUUUUGAUCUAGAUGGAGUUGACAGCGGAGAAAUUUUAUCGACGUUUUUAGAACCGAACGAGUUCAAAUGUUUGAUCGUGCGCAGUUCGAAAGAAGUUGCAGAGUUGAAACAAUCCCAACUGGGAACGAAACUGGCAGAGUGUGGAAAAUACAUCAUUUUGAUCAGUGAAGCUGGGUUGAUGCUGGAGUUGCACCAAGUUAAAGAUUUGAAGAUUGAUUUUGCGGAUCUCACGGCGAAAUGCCAGAGUAGUUUGAUGGAUAGUAAAAUGGUUUCAUUCCAGGGCAGACCGAUAAAACUUGUUGAUCUCAUUGGAGAACCUGAUGAGAAUGGGUCGAAUGACCCUGACAGAUUAAUCACUGGAGCGAUUUUGCUCAAUUUGCUAGAAAAUGAUUCUUUACAAAUUGCUCCAUUGGAUAAUGAGCAAGUUCCUUAUUAUAUUGCCCGUCGGUUCAAACGGUUGAGAAAAAUGACAAAAAAUCAUGACAAAGACAAAUUUGAAAUAAUUGAUGACACAAAAAAUAUUCAAGAAAACCUCAAAGACUUAGUGAUCAUCUCAGAAACAAAAGAGCACUUUCAUGAGAUUUGCUCUCGACAUCCAUUACGCAAUGUUCACUGGUUCAAGCAGCACAAAGAUCACUUUUUAUGGCAAUGUUCUUUAAACAGUGUUGCCAAACUGCGUGAACUUUUGCAGUACGAUGAUGAAGAGUUUCCUUUGGUGAAUUUUAAAUCAUUUUCCGAACCAGUGGUGAUCAUAGCUGAUGAGCCUGGAAUGGGUAAAUCCACCUUGAUGACCCAACUUGAGCAACAAAAUGAGAUUUCCAGUCUUUCGAUGGUAAUUCGAAUCAAUUUGAAUGAUUACACUUCAAAAUUUAAGAGCAUGGAAAACAAAAACGUAGAUUUUGAAGAAGUAAAAAGUUUCUUACUUUAUGUGAUGCAAAAAGCGAAUGCAAAUUCAAACAGUGAGAUGAUAAAAUUUGAACAAAUCUUGUUUGAAAGAUUCUUAAAUAAAAAAAAUGUGAUUCUCUUAGUUGAUGGGUUUGAUGAGAUUGCUCCCAAUUAUGUCAAAUCGGUUUUGGAAUUUUUAAACACUGUCAAAGAGCACGUAAUGAAGCUGAUAGUUACUACACGUGACAACAGUGCAAAAGUUACACUGGAAAAUAGUUUAAACGUUUUUGCGCACUCUUUUGUUCCAUUCACAGAAAACGAUAUUCGUAACUUUUUGGAAAUGUUUUGGAAAACUAAUCUCACAGACGCUGAAUUGAACCAAACUCGAUUCGAAGAAUUUGUGACUGCAAUGUUGAAACAGUACACGCAAACUUAUUUUAAUGGAAAAAGCUUUAUCAGCACUCCUUUGCACAUUGAAAUGAUUGCAACAUGUCUUCAAGAUGUGUUAGAAGAUUACAUUAAAUCUGGUAAUUCUGUCUUCUUAAACCUGUUCAAAACGAAACUUAAUCUAUGUUUUCUUUACAAGAAAUUUAUCAAAAUAAAAUUUGAAAAUGUAUACUUAAAGGAGAAACAAAAUAUUGAUCCAUCCGCAGUAAUUUGCACUGAAUAUGAAUUCUUUAAGUUGUUCAAAGAAUCGCAUACAAGACUUGCUUUGUAUGCCAUUUUUGAUGAGAAUACUUUGAAAUUAUUACUAUCGAAAGAAGAGUAUUCUAAAAUUAAAAAAGACAUCGAAAAUAUAAAAACUGGGAAGGAAAAACGUGGUUUCGUCAGUCGAAUAGUGGAUGGAAAGCCGCAGUUCGCUCAUUUAACAUUUGCCGAGUUUUUUGUCGCAAAAGCUGUCUGGAAAUGGCUUAAACAUUAUUCGUCUGAUCAGCACGAUGCAGCAAAUGCUCUGCUGGAGAAUUUAGUCGGAAAUGAUAAGAGACAAAUUUGUCAAUUUAUUCAAACUAAGGCACUGAGUGAUUCUACUCAAGCGGGAAAUGCAACAGAUUUAGUGGAUCUGAUUUUAGGUAAACUCAAGAGCAUCUUUUUGGUAGAGCAUGAUGGGUGUCAGUCAUUCGAACGAUUUUCUUCCGAUUAUUUACUUAGUGUAGUGGAACAUUGUUUGAUUAAUCCCUCUGACGCAAUGCUUAAUGCAACAAUUAAUUUGUUAACAGACGAUGAAAAAUAUAGACUUUUGAUUUCUUCAGCCAAGAUGGGUUAUUCAAAGCUGGUGCGUAUUUUAGCCACUCAAUUAGGGACGGAUUUUCUCAAGAAAGCUUUGUCUGAAAAUUAUAGUUGGGGAUUUUCACCACUUCACUUGGCUGCCAGCAAUCAUCAUUAUGAAAUUGUAAUAUCUCUUGUAAGGGAAUUUGGCUACGAUGUCACAUGGAUUGAUAAGUUUUAUCAUUCUUUUUGUUCUCAUUUGCUAACUAAUGAGCAAUAUGAUUCAAUUCAAAACCUCCUCAAGAUGGGACUCCACGAACUUGGCCAGCCAUACGCAAACAACUCAAAGCUUCCCAUAUAUGAUGCACUCAGCAAUGAAGAAACACCUCAGAAUGUGAUUGAAAUGCUGCUGGAUGUCACAGACGUUGACAUUUUCAAUAAUAACAAUUUUUCCGACGUCAGUUUUCUUUUGCUCCGUUACGAUCUGUCAUUGACGAAAAAGUUUUUGGAGAGGGGCUUUUUACUCAGACAGCCCAUGAUCAGUUGGCGUGGAUACCGAAUAAUGCCUUCCGUCACACUUUCUCGUUUUGAUGGUUUAACAUUUGAUGCCUUCAACCGAGUUUGGAUCGACCGAAUGCGAUUUUUGUGUGAAAACGGCGUUGGAUUCGAUACUGAAUUACCGGCAAGACUUACAAAAAUUCAUUGCAUGUUGAAGCUAUUUAAAAUAGACACAUUGGACAAGACCAAUUGGGUAAAGACACUCUUGAAAGCUUUUGUUACCUGUGAAAAGUGCAAUGAAAUAGUUUUGAAAAUUGAUUCGUGGAUGAUUAGUUUAGAUUUUGACGGUAAAAUUAUUAGAUUAAAUAAAAUCAUGAAAAAAUCUACUCUAGACAAAAUAAAGCUGCUCUUGAAGGAUGGACUUUUGCUUAACAAAAUAAUGAAUGAGGAAGAAAUUCUACGUGUUUUGGAUUUGGCUGACCUGCCAGAAACUACGGACGAAAUGAAACAUAUUGUUUCAGAAGCAUUUGAUUUUUGGUCAGUAUAUGAAAUUGAAGAUCUUUUAAAAGCGAAAUUGAAAGAGGAGUUUUUAAAUCCAGACUUGCACAUAAAAAUAUCCUCGAUUCUAUCAAAAUUCAUACAGUUCAUGACAGAUUUGUGCACGAAAUGGCGCAACAUAAUGGCUGCUAUUGAAAAUGACAAUCUAGAUGGAAUUCGCAUUGCACUUGAAAGCCUUGAUUUGAAUUUGCGCAAAUCAGUAAUAAAUAGUUGGGACGAUGAAUACGGAUCCCCUUUGCAUUUUGCUGCUUAUCAUUGUAAUUAUCAAAUAACAAAGUUUCUUCUUGAAAAUGGAGCCAAUCCAAACAGUAGAACUGAUUUCUAUUGCACAUCUAAAAAAAUGUCAUUUGAUGAAAAUGUCAACAAAAUAAUUGUAAAUGAAGCAGUCACUCCAAUGUUCAUCGCCGCAGCAAAAGGUGACUUGCCAAUAGUUAAGUUGCUACACGAAAAAGGAGGUUGCAUUAAUGCCAAAACUUUGCUCUUAGAGGACACACCUCUAAACGUAGCAGAAGCUGCUGACCACUCUGAUGUGAUUGAUUAUCUAAUUGGAAAUGGAGCUGAACGAGGAAGCGGUUACCUGAGUAAUAUAGUUGUACGCUAAUCUGAUUCUCAUUCCCACUGAUAACAUUUAUUUGUUCGGGUUGAUACAGAAAGUAAAGUUAAACUUAAAUUGCCCAUAAUCGCAAAAUAAUAUCUUUUUGUGUUUAUCAGCUUUUUUUUGAUAAAUUUCAAUUCAAUUUAAUCACUUUAUUUUAAUUAUUAACGAAGCCUUGAUGCAUCGUUUUCUGUCAAAGAUGCCUUGAAAAAUAUUGCCUUGGGCUAAACAAAACAUCUGCAGUACCAAGAAAAAACUAUUUAAUAUGCGAAUAAGAGAGUGUAGAAACUGCUUGUUAACAUACGUUUAAAGAUAAAUUUUAUAAAAUUAUUAAGACAGAUAUUUGUUUUAAAGGUCUUAGCUUGUAAGUAGCUUUAUAAAUAAAAAUUAAAACCUGUA
Culex pipiens pallens (northern house mosquito) is the source of this 5679-nucleotide messenger RNA. RefSeq lists its product as uncharacterized. The record is from RefSeq and is a predicted model, not a curated record. The coding region runs from base 400 to 5286 and encodes 1628 amino acids. NCBI's taxonomy places the organism in Eukaryota, Metazoa, Arthropoda, Insecta, Diptera, Culicidae. Gene Ontology annotation, molecular function: protein binding. The transcript is spliced from 4 exons.